Molecule: messenger RNA, 341 nt
Organism: Physeter macrocephalus (sperm whale)
Lineage: Eukaryota; Metazoa; Chordata; Mammalia; Artiodactyla; Physeteridae
Gene: CMIP
Product: c-Maf inducing protein
Exons: 4
Coding region: 36-302 (88 amino acids)
Source: RefSeq, a predicted model, not a curated record
GUUGUCUCUGCGGUAGAGCAGCAUCUGCUGGAGAGAUGGCGGAUGUUGCCCAGAAAAAGAUUUACAAAUACAAGAAAGUCCUGAGUAACCCAAGCCGUUGGGAAGUCGUCUUGAAGGAGAUCCGAACUCUGGUGGACAUGGCCCUGACGUCCCCCCUACAGGAUGACUCCAUCAACCAAGCCCCGCUGGAAAUUGUCUCGAAACUGCUCUCAGAGAACACAAACUUGACUACCCAAGAGCAUGAGAACAUCAUUGUGGUAACUAAGAUGGCCCCUGCUCCCACGGAGUUCUUGGUCUAUUAAAUGAGACUGCUGCAAAAAUAAGAGGCGUGUAACAGAGAG